Grus americana (Whooping crane) is the source of this 5422-nucleotide messenger RNA. RefSeq names its product cystin 1 (gene CYS1). The record is from RefSeq and is a predicted model, not a curated record. The coding region runs from base 78 to 497 and encodes 139 amino acids. Lineage: Eukaryota; Metazoa; Chordata; Aves; Gruiformes; Gruidae. The transcript has 3 exons.
GAGGCGGCGGGGCCCAGGAGCGCUUCCCGCCGCCCCCCCGCCGGCACAGCCCCUUGGCUCCGGGACCGGCGGCGGCCAUGGGCAGCGGGAGCAGCCGGCGGCGGGGCGCGGCGGCGGGGGCGGCGGCGGGCGCAGCGGUGCCCGCGGGCAGAGCGGCGGCGGCGAACCGGGAGCUGCUGGAGACGGUGCUGGCCGAGUGCGAGGAGGCGGCGGCGGCGCCCGCCCCCGGCUGCCGAACCCCGGCCGCCGGCGGCAUCCCUCCGCCCCGGGACGCCGGGCGCUGCGGGGAGGCGGCGGCGGGAGGCGGUGGCGCCGGGCCCCCGCCCGAGCAGGCGGACUCAUCAACCAGAAGCCCACCAGGCCCAGAGAACACCACCGCUGACCAUCACAGGUGCCCACAAAGGAACAGCAAGAAGCCGUCGGGACAGUCCGCAGUAUCGUACGAUUACUCGGAGGAGGAGCUCAUGGCAAGCAUUGAGCGGGAGUACUGCCGCUGAACCCAACCCCGCACCACGAGAACUUCAAGCACGUUCCUGGAAGCCCAUCUGGAGCAAAACUGCUGUUGACAAAAUAACCCCUCACACAGCAAGAUGACGCAGGAGAGGUGGGGGGCGAAGGGAUGCGGAACAUGAGAGGCAGUGUGGCUGCUUGGGAAGGACGGAGGAGAAAGCCCUCCUGACCAAUUCUGAGUGAGAGCAUGAAGAUCCUCACCAACUGCUGAUUUCUGAUCGGUGCUGUUGGAAGAGGGACCAAUUCAUCUUGCGAAUCAAUAUUUAGAAACGCAUUUCUAAAUGGUAUUUACAAGUGAAGACAUACUAGAAUUGAAGUGUCAUACUAGAUGUGUUGAGGUAUGGUGCUUUGAAGGAAGAUCUUGUUUUGUCUUAGCAGAAGAAAAAUGCAGCAAUAUAAUUCAAUUCAGAUCUCACUUAAGGGGUUGUUGCAUAAAAUUCAUGUUCCUGCCACUUAAAACAGGCCAAAUUCACUCCUUGCGCUGUGUAAGCCUCUAGGUCUGAAUCUGGUACUGUCUCUUUGAAUGUGGUCCCCAGCAUGGGAUGUAAGAUGAAAAGGGGAGUGAGGCCACCAUCGGUACGUAGGCAGUGUCAUCCCAGAGUUCAAAUCCCAUCACUUAGGCAAACGAGGCUCCUGGGAGCCAACAGGGAGCACAGGAUUUGUACAGUCUCUUCAGAGUGGGUUGCCAGCAUCGGUGUGGUACCUGGGGCUGCUUGGCAUGGAUCCUCCAGUGAAAGGAGGCGGCACGUCCCCGGUGCUGCCUUGCUGUGGCCAGCGGUCAUCCAUCUGGGGAGGGACUUGCAUGCUAUUGCAGAGCAGCUGUUUGUGAUCAGUUUUCAGAAUUAUCAGCCUUGGCCUUCCCAUUUAUUUCUUCUAGGUAACCUAGAAAAAAAACCACUACAUUUUACCAUUAGCUGACUGCAAAGUGAAACAGAAAGUCAUCUCUCCCAAGAAAACCGUAUAUUUUCAGUGCUCCCUGACAGGGAAGCCUGGUAUUUUAGGGUUUCUGCCUUUAUUUUACCUGUGUCUUAAUGUAUUAUGAGUAGCUACUUAUUAUCAGAAGCAGAAAAACACCUUCUUUCUAUCUUCAGCUGAAGCAUAAAAGACAUCAGAUGAAAUCUUCACAUAGACUGUGUAAAUGCAAGAGGAAACAGCAGGACACAUUUAAGAUGCUGCAUUUUAACGUCUUUGUAUUCCUGGUAUCUGAAACAGAAAUAAAUGCAUCUGUACUCAAUGUAGCCCUCAGUAAAGGCAUCAAAUGUUGUUUUGAAAAGGCUCUCCAGCUUACAUGGCAGAUCGUCUUAUGGCACCCGCAGAGACUAAACAAAAUGCAUCCUUGGAGGAUGGCAGGAGGGAUGCCGUGAGGCAGACACUAGAUUACACCCCUGGUGCACACACACACACACACACACUCCAGUUGUCUUUCCUACAGCAGCCUUCAGUGAAGCUGGCCAUUGUGCUCUGCCUGAGGGCUCAGGAGCUGCCAGGCAGCCUGCAGAGGUGAGAGCCAACCUCCUGCAAAGCUAUGCAAGCUUGGAGGCAAGAGCUCCCAGCACAUUGGCCAGGACGCUUUGAUAGGACGAGGGGUAACGGUUUUAAACUGAAAGAGGGUAGAUUUAGGUUGGACAUAAGGAAGAAAUUCUUCCCUGUGAGGGUGGUGAGGCACUGGAACAGGUUGCCCAGAGAGGCUGUGGAUGCCCCCUCCCUGGAAGUGUUCAAGGCCAGGCUGGAUGGGGCUUUGGGCAACCUGGUCUAGUGGAGGGUGUCCCUGCCCACGGCAGGGGGGUUGGAACUAGAUGGUCUUUAGGGUCCCUUCCAACCCAAACCAUUCUAUGAUUCUAUGAUACCUCGGUGGCCCAGAAGUAGCCAGAGUAGAAAGCAGAUGUCCUUGCAUAGCUUGGGGGAAGUUGGGUGGGCCCUCUGGAGCAAGGGCUCUCCAACCCUCCUGAAAAAAUCCAGUUUUGAAUAACACUUUAUUUUUUGGCAGGAAUAAUCAAUUUUAGACCUACUAAUGCUGCUAAGCUGUGGUAGGAACACAGUUUCUCUGCAGCCUGUCAAGCGUCAGCAGCCAGAUCUCCUAGAGCUUGUAUUAGUUUUCAGCAGCUCUCAAAGACUUACUGGGGUGAGCAGAAUGUGCCUGUGGAGAGCAGGAAAAACAUGGGAGACCUGCUGACUCCAGCACCACAGGCGACCACAGCACUCCAGACCCUGUCUUGUGUUAAUCUCCACACUGGUUUAGAUUUCCCUUCAAUUUGGAUUUCAUUCUUUUGGCCCCAACCUUUCUUGCGCCAAGGUCCCCAGAGUCCCUGGCAGGCACGGGGAGAUGCUUCGAGGAGCUCAGUCACAGCUCCCCCAUCAAGAGGGCAGGGCCAGUGUAUUGCCAUCCUUUUGGGUGGCCUCCAGUGACACAGCAAACCAGAAGGAAAGCCACGCUGCUGUCAGACCACGCUGCAACACGAGCAGGCAGGGCACCACAGCAGCUGUCCCCGCACCAGGACAGUCACUGAACCAGGGAAAAGGUGGGAGAAAGAAGUUUCAGGGUGCAAGGAGGGGUCUCGAAGUGUGCCACAGUCUAGCAGGCUUUCUCUGUGCCAUGAAAUGAUGUGCGCUCAGUGCUGUGCAUAGAGCCAGCCGGCACAGAACGGCUCACAACCAUCUCUCUGAUUCUCGUACUACCCUGCUGUCCAAUACACGCAGCAUAAGACAGGGGAGCUGAGCACAGGUUUUGAGCUAAUGCUAUUAAUCCUCAUUAAUAAAACAGCAGAAGGUCAUGUGUAUUAACCAAAUUACUACAUUAUUCAUCUAACAAAGACAAAUGCUACACACCAUAUUUUGCACCAGUCCAAAAGAAGUAAGAGAGCCUUGCUGGCCAGCUGGCUGUCUAUACAUACCUCCUAUUACUAUUAUUUUUUAAGUGAGGCAAAACCACAGUUGCUGAGAGGACUGAAGAGGGUAAUUUUUUCAGCUAAUCAUGACAAAUUACUCUUUAGUACAUGCAGAGAUAUCGCCACUUCUGAGCUUAGUGACUUCCAUGAGUUCAGGAGGUUUCUUACAUGGCCAUGCAACAAGGUGCUAGCUGAAAGGUUCUGGUGGUAAAAGCCUUAAAGCUGUAUUUUUUAAAUUACUCAACCCAAGAUCUUAAAAAACAAAACCAAUGAACCUGAAACAACAGAACCAGCUUGCACACUUACUCAGAGUCUUGAUUUCACUCAAAUCUUUUUUUUUCACGUGCAUCCUUUCUGUGUAGAUGCCUUUUCUUUCUGACAGCACUGCAAUGGAUGCUGCUUUUUUUUGCAGAGCUCUGCCUUUUCAGUAGCCCAGUAAAUGAGCAGAAGUCGUUCCCAAAGAACAGCUAAGAAAACAGACCAGUGUUGGAGCAGUUUUAGGAAGCAAGUUGUCUUUUACCUGCUGUGUAGCCAUCCAGUGAUAUCUACUACAAGCUUCAAGAAUUCAGCUGGGAGCUGUAGGUAGACGAGCGUGGAAAAAGCUGUGACUUGAUCUGUGCUUGGGUGAGAUGGCUGACAAGGCCGAUGACAGCCAGUCACCAUAACCAUAGCUCCUCAGGAUAGCAGGUCUUUAUUGUCCACCUCCACCCGGGACCCUGAAUGCCAGUCCUUCUACCCAGCGUAUGUGAGGAUGGCUCCCGUACAUGUGUAUCUGCUAGCAUCCCAUUACCGAGACCUCUGAGAGCAGAGCAACUAAUAGUUCCCUGACACAUCCUGUCCAGUGCCCUUCUGUCAUCUACUCGCCUUCACAAUGAGAGGAGAAAGGAGGGUGGCACCCUCACCACCCCAGGGAUGCUCUUCCCUCAACCUUCUUCCUCUGAGGAUCAAAACCCCCACAAGCUUUCAGCCAAACUAUCCACACGCACACCCUAGGAGCUGAUGGAGCCACUGCCCUGGAUGAGAUGCAGCCCUGGAGUUGUGCCACAGGAGCGUGGUGGAGUUCCCCACCGCACGUGGCAGGGGAGGGGGAGCACCAGCUGCCCAGCACAGACUUCAUCCACAACAGGGUUGGUUUUUUUCCCCCCCAUUCUGGACACAGGACAUGGCAACUAUUUGCAUAAAGUGAAGUGAGUUUAUCUGAACAAUGAUAAACAGAAGAGAAAUCACUCUGAACUUGAGAGAGACCACAAGGGAGAAAUUAAAUCUAAAGUAUUCUUCCAUCCAGAAAAAAAACUCUCUGAGGAAAGAGUAUGCUCCUUCUUCCUCAAGUUUUCUGCACAUGCAAGUUGUGCCCAUGGCCCUCUGCACACACCAGGAUGUAAAUGUCACCUGAUUUCCUCCUCCUACACUCAAGGACUGAAGCAGAGAUUGAGGAAGGCUGUGUUUGGCAGAGGACAAAACCAGUCUGGAAAGAAAAUGCUUCAGUGCUAACAUACUUGCUGCAGGGAAGGUAAUCCCAUGGACUGCAGACAGACUGGGCUGAGGCUUUGCAGUGGCCUCCUGAACCGUCUUGCCAUUUCCUUAGCCUGUAGGUUGCCAGGUUUUGAGUCACAAUUUACUCUUUGUGCACGCACGGAAAAAGUUUGCCUUCUCAUGGCCGUAGCCUGCCUGCCUCAAGCUAUCUUGCCAGACACAAGCAGAAGGUAAGCAGACAGGUGGGCUCACAGAUGUCCUGGUUCUGGCAAGGAUAGAGUUAAUUUCACCAGGAGCCAGGACAGGUGAGCCAAGCUGGCCAGGGGCUAUUCCAUACCAUGUGACGUCAGGGGGCUAUUCCAUACCAUGUGAUGUCAUGCUCACCAUAAAAGGGGGCUAGUCGGGCAGGGGCAGGUUCGGUGUGGCUCCAGGAGGGGCUGAGCAUCAGGUCGGUAAAUUGUUUUCUGUUAUCAUCCAUUGUGAAUAUCUGUUAUCAGCACUGUUGUUGAUUGUUUUCCCUCUCCCUUGCUGUCCCAGUAAACUGCCCUUAUCCC